UCGAAAGACUCUCAGAAUCAGUACAGGACUGGAGUAUUAAUGGCUAACCAUGUUGAAGAUCGUUUUGGAAGAGAUCUCAUUGAUGCACCAGUCGAAAACCCAUUCCCGAAAUCUGAAAUGCAUGAUAGAUUCUGUAAAGAGACUACCAUGUUUGCGGCUGGAAGAGAUAAUUUUGCACCAAAGCUGGUUACUGAAGAUGAGAUUGAAGCUGAAGAAGGUUAUAAAGAGUAUAAAAAGAAGGUGUGCUUUUCAACUGAAGGACAGCCAAAUCAUAUUCUUCUUGGUCAUGGUCCAACACAAGAUCAUUUUGAAGGUCGUCACUUUGAAACUACAGCUGAAGCCUUCUAUGGUAAAGCCCCCAAUGCUGAUAAGACAACUCAGAGGGAUCUAUUCUUGACAAAUACCAAGCAGGAUGACAUCCCCACCUUGUUUAAACCAACUCCAGAUAGAACUCAUUUCAAGAGAUCUCAAAAGUUCUAGUAAUUCUUCAUUAUCGCUCUUCCUUAAUUUUCUGUUACUU
This is a messenger RNA of Moneuplotes crassus, 520 nucleotides long. The record is from the annotation of a GenBank genome assembly. Lineage: Eukaryota; Ciliophora; Spirotrichea; Euplotida; Euplotidae.